GAAACAGCAAAUCAUGGCGCAGAGAAAAUCUCGUUCAUCAAAAGAUCCUUUCAUCAAUUUUCUAUUAUUAACGAAGCCUAUAUGCAUCGCACAUAAAUGCAUAGUCACUAUUCAAUUCUUACAAUUAUCGUAGCAAUAGAUCAAAAGCUCGAGAGGGAGAUAUCAUAUCAUAUAUUAUUACCAUGUUGUCAUAUAUAUGCCUCCACUAUUCUUAAUUUUAUGACAAAAAUAGUUAAUAACAAUUUUUAUGAUAUUAGGGAUUUUGAAAGGAGCAAGCCCACAUUGAAUGCCACGCGGUUUUGUGUGGAGAGAGCAGAGACUUUUCCUUUGCCGCACAGCUGACUUUGGAGGCUUUACCUCCACUUUUGUAGUUAAUGCUUACAUUUUUUUUUAAAUACUCAAUUUUGAGACAACCAAUGAUACAAGACCAAGAGGGGUCAGCAGUUUUCUCUUUCUCUUUUUAUAUAUAAAUAGAAGAAGGUGGACGUAGACCUUUGUCGCCAAGCUUAACCAUUAGAUCUAUCCAAACUAAGAGUUCUGUACUUCUAUUAGUGAGCUUAAGGGUACUGUGAGACUCAUCAAAAACUAAAGGUGUCUCCAUUUUCUUCUAUUUUCUUGGCAAAGAGUUGUAGUGGAAAAAUCAAGUGAGGCAAAAAAGAGUGAUUAAUUAACUAAUUAAUUAAUUGAUUGGUUAAGAGAGAGAUCAAGAUAAUGGUGAGACCCCCUUGUUGUGACAAAGGAGGAGUGAAGAAAGGGCCAUGGACUCCUGAAGAAGAUAUCGUUUUAGUUACUUACAUCCAAGAACAUGGUCCUGGCAAUUGGAGAGCUGUUCCCACCAAUACUGGGUUGCUUAGAUGCAGCAAGAGUUGUAGGCUUAGAUGGACAAACUAUUUAAGGCCAGGAAUCAAAAGAGGCAACUUCACAGAAAAUGAAGAAAAGAUGAUUGUCCAUCUCCAAGCACUCUUAGGCAAUAGAUGGGCUGCAAUUGCCUCUUAUCUUCCACAAAGGACAGACAAUGACAUUAAGAACUAUUGGAACACUCACUUGAAGAAGAAACUCAACAAGGCCAAUCAAGAUUCUAAUCAAGAAGUUGAUCAAUCAAGAGACCAUUCCUCACUCUCUUCUUCUCCAUCGUCUUCCUCUGCUAAUUCCAACUCAAACAUCGCAAGAGGCCAAUGGGAAAGAAGGCUUCAAACCGAUAUUAACUUGGCGAAAAAGGCUCUCUCUGAGGCUUUGUCUCCUGCCGUAUCACCGAUCAUUACAUUGGCGGCCACUACGGCAACAACAUCUUCUUCUGCUGAAUCAAGACGUUCUAUUUCCUCAGCUAGGGGGGUUCUUCGGGCGCAAGAAACAUCUACCACUUAUGCCUCAAGCACUGAGAAUAUAGCAAAACUGCUCAAAGGGUGGGUGAAGAACUCUCCAAAGACUCGAAACUGUGCGGAUCGAAUGGUUUCUCCAGAUUCUGUGACAAAAGAAGUGAUCAAAAGUGAUGUCGAGAAGGACUAUGCAGGACCAUUUCAAUCAUUUUCAGGGUUCGAUCAAUUGAAAGAUUGUGACUUGGCUGGAGUUUCACCUGAUCAUGAGACCAAACCAGACAUAACUGGAUGCAGUAACCAAAGUCAAUGGUCUUUGUUCGAGAACUGGCUAUUUGAGGAUUCUGGUGGACAGAUUGGUGACAUAUUAUUGGAUGAAAGCCCUAAUUUCUUCUGAAAUUUUUGGUUAAUCAGAUGGUUUUCGAAUUAACUCGCUAAAAUUAUGGUUAGCUGAAUCGUUUAUAAUUUAAUUUAUUUUCCUUCGUUAUAAUGAUGGGGCUGUUCUACAUCUGGCCUUGUGAAAUCUCAAAGGGACCUGAAAUUUGUCCACCCAAUGAUUUUAGUAUUGGUGUAUUAUUUUUCUAA
Messenger RNA from Raphanus sativus (radish), 1898 nucleotides. RefSeq names its product transcription factor MYB30. Lineage: Eukaryota; Viridiplantae; Streptophyta; Magnoliopsida; Brassicales; Brassicaceae. Gene Ontology annotation, biological process: response to auxin. The transcript has 3 exons. Bases 712 to 1710 code for a protein of 332 amino acids. The record is from RefSeq and is a predicted model, not a curated record.